CAGUGGUAGUCGAUGGAAAUAGUCGGGGGUAUGCUUAAAGCUGGGCAGUGCGAAGACAAUUAUUGAGUAGACUGAUUGAUUGGGGAGUUGUUGUAGUCAUUGUGUUCCAGGUCUCGAGUUGAAACAGUUCAUUUUUUAAAGGUUUAGACAGAAUCGAAAUGCUUGCCCGUAAGACAGUCUUUUUUGCGGUCUUCGCGUUUGUAUUCGUCGCCAAGUUUCAUUUAGGGCAAUCGUUGCAGUGUGUCGUUUGCACUUCGUUGACUGAUGAGGAUUGUGCGGCGAAACCAGACAAUUUUAAGUCAGAUGUGUGCUCUGUAUUAACUACACCAGCACCACCAGUUACUGACGUGCCUGAAAGUACAAUUACAACAAUAUCAACUUCUGAAAGUGCGACUUCAUCACCAGAUGUAACAACCACUGAAGGUACAACUUUAUCGUCAGUUGAAACAACUACCGAAAGCGCAACUUCAUCGACAGAUGCAAUAACUAGUGCAGAUCCAACUACAUCGACAGAUGCAAUAACUAGUGCAAGUCCAACUACAUCGUCAGAUGGAUUAACAAGCACGAGUACAAGUUCAUCGUCAGAUGGAUCAACUAACCCACGUGCAACUACAUCGUCAGCAGGAUCAACUAGCGCAAGUACAAGUUCAUCGUCAGAUGGAUCAACUAGCGCAAGCACAAGUUCAUCGUCAGUUGGAUCAACUAGCGUAAGUACAAGUUCAUCGUCAGAUGGAUCAACUAACCCAAGUGCAACUACAUCGUCAGCAGGAUCAACUAGCGUAAGUACAAGUUCAUCGUCAGAUGGAUCAACUAACCCAAGUGCAACUACAUCGUCAGCAGGAUCAACUAGCGCAAGUACAAGUUCAUCGUCAGCUGGAUCAACUAGCGCAAGUGCAACUCCAUCGUCAGCUGGAUCAACUAGCGCGAGUACAAGUUCAUCGUCAGCUGAAACCAGCCUUGAAGAUUCAACUCUACCAUCAAGUAUAUCAAGCACCGAAAGUUCAACAUCAUCAUCGGAUCAAUCGACUAUCCCAAGUUCGACAGACACAUCAGACACCGACACUACAAGUUUACCAGAUAUAACAACUACAUCAGAUAAUCUUGCCGAAGAAAGCACUGCCUUUUCCGACAGACGAAGAAUGCGUUUCGGGUAUCAAGUCGUUUCAGCGCGGGCGGCGGAAAGUCAGAGCUGCUACAAGAUCAUUUACAAGAAGGAUGAUAAGGAAGUAGUGGAGCGUGGAUGCGCUCAACCAUCUGAAGGGUGUGAUCAAUUGAAAACUGGCAAAGACGGCGUCACAUACUGUGAUACAUGUGACAUGGACGGCUGCAAUUCGUCUUCAAUGAUUACCUACAGUCUGACACCAAUGCUGUUACUACUCGGAGUAACUUUCUACUUGACACGAUAGAGCCUCUUAAUACCCGAGGUUCAAUGAAUUUUCAUGAACAUUUUCUAUCCCUCGUGAAAAAAAAAUUAAAACAUCAACAUGUGUAUUUUUUUUAAUGAAUUGAAUGAAAUAAAAUCAACAAAAUUAAGAGUUAUGUGUAGUUGGUACAUUCAGAAAAGGGUAACAAGUGAAAAUACAUUUACAAAUGCACUAAUUACAACGAUAUUUCUCGGAGUCAUUAUCCGGAAACAAUGGAGUACGUCUAGAGUUAACGAAUGAGCUGAAUGUUGAGUGUCAACCGCGAUUGUUCGCAACCGCUCGAUUGUAGAGAGCUGUCAGAUGGGUACUAGGAACGGGACGUUUCGCACAGUAAAAGAGACAACACUUAUACUUGUCCCAGCAGUUUUUUUCGCCUCUCUCAGGAAAAAAGGAGGAUAACGAAGGAAGAUAAAAAUAACACGAGGAAACAAAAAAAUUGUUAUGCGUUUGCAGGAAAAGAUGGGACAAGUGCGCGGCAGCAAAUAGAAUUUCAACGCGGAAUUGAAGAGUUCUGUAAUUUCUGGAUUUUAUGGAGAUUACAUGAUUGGGAGGAACUUGUUUUUCAGAUUAUUUUUUCAGAUGGAUGAAUUUUCCUUGGGUAAUGCGCAUUUUACAUCAAUUAUUCAAUUAUUCGGGUGAUGGAGUGAAUUUAAAAGGCUUUUUCUGUUGACAUUUGCGUCUGAUAUCACUGGUUUUACGAUACACAUAUGAAAAUUUGGGAGAAUUGUAUUGUAAUUUGGGGGUUUCUGUUGUUCGCCAAUUUUGAUUUAUAAUUCUGGCGAGUUUUUUUUUAUUUGAAAAUCUUAUCGCAAACUAUUUAACUUGCAAAAGCAUGAGAACUUAAUGUACUUGAAAAGUAUGGAAGGAAUUGAAGAGUUCACUGUUAGAAAUGUUUUGAAAUUUAAAGUUUUGAGUAGAAUUCACAGAAAUUCAUGAGUUUUCAGU
Molecule: messenger RNA, 2369 nt
Organism: Diachasma alloeum
Lineage: Eukaryota; Metazoa; Arthropoda; Insecta; Hymenoptera; Braconidae
Exons: 3
Coding region: 159-1406 (415 amino acids)
Biological process (GO): sleep; positive regulation of voltage-gated potassium channel activity; regulation of synaptic transmission, cholinergic
Source: RefSeq, a predicted model, not a curated record